Messenger RNA from Nannospalax galili (Upper Galilee mountains blind mole rat), 1061 nucleotides. Its product is annotated as lymphocyte antigen 6A-2/6E-1. The coding region runs from base 270 to 683 and encodes 137 amino acids. The record is from RefSeq and is a predicted model, not a curated record. Gene Ontology annotation, biological process: acetylcholine receptor signaling pathway. NCBI's taxonomy places the organism in Eukaryota, Metazoa, Chordata, Mammalia, Rodentia, Spalacidae. Gene Ontology annotation, molecular function: acetylcholine receptor inhibitor activity; acetylcholine receptor binding. Gene Ontology annotation, cellular component: plasma membrane. The transcript has 4 exons.
GGCAAGCUGUGUGCUUCCCCUGUUUUCUGACCUCUUCCCUCCCAGCUCUCUAGCACCUCAGUGGCCCCUCCUCAGCAGCACAUUUGGCUUAGCCUGGAGCAAGAGGCCAGAGAUAUCUUGCAAAGUCUUAGGCAAAAGGUCUGGCCUGGAGAAAGUGUGAGUCUUCCUAGGGCACCGGCUGGGCGGAGCUUAGGGUAAGCUGCCUGUUCUUUCUCGGCUCACACCUCACUCUAGAGCUCCUUUGUGCUGGCAGCCUAACCAGAGAGAGAAUGAACAGCUCCUACGCCAUGAAGACCUGCGCGCUCAUCCUUCUUGUGGCCCUAUUGUGUGCAGAACGAGCUCAGGGUCUCCGCUGCUACCAGUGCCUGGGGGUCACAUCACAGGCUUCCUGCCAGCCGGCUACCUGCCCUCACCCUGAUGGAGUCUGCGUCUCUCAGGAAGUGGAAGUUAUGGGGGACUCUCAGAAAGUGAAAGGGAAGAACAAAUUCUGCCUUCCUGACUGUCCCAAGGACACCAGCGACCUCGAAAAUGUCCAAUUCAUCGGCACCAUCAUCAACUCCAAGAUUUCUUGUUGCAAGGGGGACCUCUGCAAUUCAGCAGUCCUGGUUGGGGGCAGCAGCUGGGCCCUGGUAGGGGCACUCCUGUUCAGCCUAGGGGGAAUUCUCCUGCAGACCCUGCUGUGAUAGUCCUUCCUGCCACCUCCCCUCUCUCCAGUUCUUAUACCCCAGGGUAUAACCACUCCUCUCCGGCACCCCUUAAGUGAUGAAUUAUGUUACAAGAAUUGUGAUGUGGACCUGGCCUACAUUGGCCUCACAGUUCCUGUUGAACAGGUGCCCUUAACCUGUCACCAGGGCUUUCAGCUUGGCACCUCCUAGGAGGCCAUUUUCCUGUGGUUAGCUGUUCUGCACCCUGGGAGGCAUGAGAACCACACCCAGAAGGGAUAGGAGUUCCCUGCCACCACUGUCCAAGAAUGCAUGUCCUCCAGUGACUGGGGCCCCGCAGGCCUUCCACAGAAGCUGUUCAAUCCCACAACUGAGUCCAAUAAAUGUUUUGUUCUCCCA